GAACGUAAGAUGGCGCACAGUGAGAUCUGAAGAGGAAAACAGGGGAAAUAAUAGAGCGUAAUAUAUAAGAAAUCAAGGACACGGGAAAACGUAUUGCGAUAAACGACAAGGACGAGUGUGAAGUUUUUGGUACACAAAAACCUCCCGUCAGCACUGUGGACCGAUUGCCUUUAAGCUGGGAAGCUGAGCCGGUUAGGGUAGAUUGGAAGGGCCUGGCCGAGGUUGAGAGGGGGGGAGGCUUGCGGUGUCAUGAGCGAUUCAGUGGAGAACACCGUGUCGUUUGAAGAGUACGUGCGUGUGAAAGCUCGCAGCGUCCCGCAGCACCGCAUGAAGGAGUUCCUGGAAUCGCUGGCCAGCAAGGGCUCCGAGGCGCUGCAGGACUUCCAGCAGAACACAACCGCCAUGGUCUACCAGCAGGGGACGAACUGCAUCUAUACGGACAGCACAGAGGUGGCAGGGUCCCUGCUGGAGCUGGCCUGCCCGGUGCAGGUGCAGGUGCAGCCGUCGCAGCAGCAGCAGCAGCAGCAGCAGCAGGUGACAUCAGCACAGCUCUCCCCCCAGCUGGUGGCUGCAGUGCACCAGGCCUCUGAGCAGCAGAUACAAGUGCAGGUGCAGAUCCAGGGGCAGCAAGUACCCAGUCCCUCCCAUCAGCAGCUUCAGACAGGGGCCCCACCCACUGCUCAACUCGUGCAACAGGGACACAUAAAUGAAGACCACCAGCAGAUCCAAGCCCAGCUGGUGGCAGCAGUGGCAGGUGGCCAGCAGAUCCAGAUCCAGACGGUUGGGGCGCUGUCACCCCAGCAGCAGCAGCAGGCAUCUCCGCGGGAGGGGGAGAGAAGGGCGUCAGUGGGUGGGGUCCUGCAGCCAGCUAAGAAGCGCAAGGUGGACGUGCCGAUCGCGGUGUCCUAUGCCCUGCCUGGGCAGCAGCUGGCCACCGUGCUCACCAUCCCUCAGGGCCAGCAGAGCUAUCUGUCCCUGCGGCCCGACCUGCUGACAGUGGACAGCAGUCACCUGUACAGCGCCACGGGCACCAUCACCAGCCCCACGGGCGAGACCUGGACCAUCCCUGUCUAUUCUGCCCCUGCACAGCAGGGCGUGGCCCACAUCGCCCUUCCACAGGAGGCCUACGGCGCGGUGCAUCUCGCCCACACACCCGCUGAUGACAAGGACAAGAUGGUGGCAGCAGGCAAGGUAACCCCGCCGUCCUCCACCCCCUCCGCUGUGGUGGGGUCUACCACUGCGGCUACACCGGUGUCGUCCGCUCCCGUGACGGGCGCGCCUCAGGAGGAGGUGGUGCAGACGCUCUUCCCAGCGCAGUUCAUGAACGGGAACCUCCACAUCCCGGUGGCGGUGCAGGCGGUGGCUGCGCCGUACCCCAGCGGCGCCCAGGCGCUCCAUAUAUGGGACCCCCAGACAGGGAACACACAGGAGCAGCAGCUCCACCUGCAGGGUCAGGCAGUGCAUGUGGCAGAGGUGGAGCCCCAGCCCCAGGCCCCUGCCGAACUGCUACUGCCCAGCACUCUGAAGCCUGAGGAGGGCUUGGAGGUGUGGCGGCUGUGGGCUCAGCGCAAGAAUGCAGAGCUGGAAAAGGAGGCGCAUGCCAAACUGGCGCCCAUUGGCCGUCGGCAGCUCCUGCGGUUUCAGGAGGACCUGCUGUCGUGUGCUGUGGCGGAGCUUAGUGUGGGCUUGUCUCUGAUGACCCAGGAGGCGCGGGGGCUGGAAGGGGAGGCCUUUCAGCCUGACGUGCUGUUCUACAUCUUCCUUUGCAUCCAGAAGUACCUGUUUGAGAAUGGCAGAGUGGAGGACAUCUUCUCUGAUCAGUACUAUACACGCUUCACUCAGUGGCUGCACCAAGUGCUGGAGAACUGGAAACCCAGUGUUCACCCACUGGGCUAUGUCAUCCCCAGCCAUGUGACGGAGGAGAUGCUGUGGGAGUGUAAACAGCUGGGUGCACACUCCCCCUCCACCUUGCUCACCACUCUGCUGUUCUAUAACACCAAGUUCUUCCAGCUGAAGACUGUGGAUGAGCACAUGAAGGUUGCUUUCUCAAAGGUGUUGAGACACACCAAGAAGAAUCCAUCAAACCCCAAGGACAAGAGCACAAGCAUUCGCUACCUGAGGGGCGUGGGGCUGCAGCAGAUGGGGCAGAAAGUGACGGAUGACAUGUACGCAGAGCAGGCUGAGGACCCAGAGAACCCACUGCGCUGCCCAAUCAAGCUCUACGACUUCUACCUCUUCAAAUGCCCCCAAAGUGCAAAGGGUCGAAAUGACACCUUUUACCUGACGCCAGAGCCAGUAGUGGUUCCAAACAGUCCUAUUUGGUACUCCACACAGCCAAUCACACGUAAGCAGCUGGGUCACAUGCUCACACGCAUCCUCAUGGUGCGGGAGAUCCAGGAGGCUGUUCCCGUGGCAACAUGAAAUGUGCACUGAGGGGAGUGGUCUGGGUGAGGGCAGAGGUGUGUAGACAUCCCUUUCUUGCCUCACUCACCUGGGCAGAUGCCCCUCCUUUCUCACCUGGGUGAAAUUGCACUACAGGCAUCUCCACGGCAGAGACUUUUAUACACAUGGCAGAGGUACGGGGAGAGACUGUAAAUGACAUAAAUGAAAUGUACAGACUACACACACAGAGUACAGACUACACAAUAAACACAUAACUCUCCACACUCACUUGUAAACUCACAUACACAUACAGAUUCAGCCUGCUCUUAGGUCUGUAAGACCUAAGAGCGGUAAUAUGCACACUUGUAUUUUGUAAAAAAAAAAGACCACUGGGUUUUCUUUUUUUGUUCUUAUUUUUUAAUCUCUCAUUCCUUCUCUCCCUCUCACUUGUAUAUGUUGAUAUUGUAGUGUGUGAGGAUGGAGGUGAAGGUGGUGUUUACAAACAUGCCUUUUGUACAGUGACACCUUGUGUAUCUGUGUUUUAUUCUGCCAGCGGAAGGGGGGAUUUUUAUCAAGUAUGAAACCCUGGCUUAUUUCUGCAGUUAUCAGCUUGAAAGUAAACCCAGGCACAGAGAAACCAUGUAGCUGAAAUGCUGGAUGCAGGAUGGCAUUCACUUCCAGAUUUACAUUAAAGAACCUGAAAAAUACAUAUGAAACAGUAGAAGUACUGCUGUCCAUACUAAUCCAUGAUUUCUGCCUCAUUGAGAUGAGAAGAAUGGAACACUCAGGAAAAGUUUGGUGAAUUACUGUGUCCAGAAAUGGGCCUUCGUGAGACUCAGCAUAUGAUUGAGGUGAGCAGGGUACUGACCCUGCAGAUUUUUCUUGCAUCACUGCAUAGCUCUGAUUUAAGAACAGAACCCGUCUCUACAGGAAGUCAAACACAUAGAAUUCAGAUAAUAUGCAAGUAAUGUCGUAAAUAACUGACUGAUGGCCUUCUGAAUUGCUCAAUAUUAGAAACUGAGUGUAUAAAGAGUGAAAGUCGCCUGUAAGUCUAGACUCCUGCCACCAUUUAGCUGGUAAUAUUGUCAUUGUACCUCUGAGAAGUUUGUGACUUAUUGUGACAUUGGAAUAUAUAGAAUAAUUAUUACCGGGACUUCUUCAGUCUACAAAACUUCCCUUGAUUGAAACAAGGGGGAGUAUGGUGAUUUUGGUAACUGAGCCGAUUGGAGGAAUGAAACAUGCACAUCAGUUUCCAGGAACUUGCAGAUUAAGACACUAAAAGAGCAUGUCGCACUCCUGCUGACAGAUACCGCUUUGAUCACAAGAUAAUUCUUAUUAUUUUGUAAUAACCAAAAUGAAUAUGAGAUUUAUAACUGAAUUGUAUUACUACCAACAAAUGACAUUCCUGUGAGGUUGUUGUUUUGUUGAAUGUUAUGUUAAC
Megalops cyprinoides (Indo-Pacific tarpon) is the source of this 3823-nucleotide messenger RNA. RefSeq names its product glutamine-rich protein 1-like. Lineage: Eukaryota; Metazoa; Chordata; Actinopteri; Elopiformes; Megalopidae. The transcript has 12 exons. The record is from RefSeq and is a predicted model, not a curated record. The coding region runs from base 250 to 2421 and encodes 723 amino acids.